Thunnus maccoyii (southern bluefin tuna) is the source of this 6420-nucleotide messenger RNA. It is a transcript of the gene rapgef5a, whose product is annotated as Rap guanine nucleotide exchange factor (GEF) 5a. The transcript has 26 exons. Bases 258 to 2939 code for a protein of 893 amino acids. The record is from RefSeq and is a predicted model, not a curated record. Gene Ontology annotation, biological process: Ras protein signal transduction; positive regulation of GTPase activity. Gene Ontology annotation, molecular function: guanyl-nucleotide exchange factor activity. Lineage: Eukaryota; Metazoa; Chordata; Actinopteri; Scombriformes; Scombridae. Gene Ontology annotation, cellular component: plasma membrane.
UCCAAACACACACACACACAUCCACAUCAACCUGAUAAUACAGAGUAGGACGCGCGAGCCAUUGGGUGGAGCAGCAGCGUCGCGUGCUGCGGAAUACAUUCUAACAUUCAGCAGGUCGUUAACGUUGCGCGCGCGGCUAGGUUGCAGAUGCAGGUGGGGGGAAAUGGCGAACGGGCGCGGGCGGCGGUGGUGCGCCUUGUGAGGAUACAGUAGUGGCAGGCGGCAGCUCGAGGACAGACGGGAGAAGGAGAGGAACCAUGGAGGACUCGGAGCCCGCAGAGGACGGCUUGCUCGCGGGCUUGCGGUGGAACCGGAGCGCACGGGACCAGGCUCAGCUCAAGCACAAAAUCCGGGAUCUGCCGGGGCUACUGAAGCACGGGCUGCACCUGCGGAAGAAGAGCCAAUCACCAGACACUAUCCCUGGCCCGAGCACUGGACCUACAGUACACAAGUCUUGCUCCCAGAGUUUUCCAUGUGCUGGCCGGGCUGUGAGGAAUGCCUUCCUCUCUCAUGGACCAUACCCAGCUAAAGACAAGAUACACCUGGCCAGAAUCAUACGACGCAGCUAUGUGGGCGUGGAGCUGGUGCAGUGGCUGUGUGAGCAGUGUGUGUACGUGCGCUGUCGGACUACUGCUGUGCGUGUCUGGCAGGUGCUGCUGGAGCUGGGAGUCCUGCUGUCUGUGGACCAGCGGGUGGUGUUUUCGGACUCAAAUUCUUACUACCAGUUCAGCUUUGAGGAGUGUGACUCCGCCUCCUGUGAGUUUCGCUCCAAUGAGGGGGAGUGGCCAGAAGCUGUCAGACUUCUCUUACAACUUGCCCCAUAUGUCCAGUUCCGCUCAGGAGGUGGAGCCAACAGCCCGUCAGAGGAGGACUCUGAAGGCAACAGGGACAUCUGCAGUGAGAUUCUCCAGAUGAAAGCUCUCGAGAGGCUCACUUCUACGGUACAAAGUGAGUUGGCAGCUGCUCUCGCCCGAAAGACUCGCAAAGCUUUAUCAGAGCAGGACUCUGAGACGACGGAGACGAGCCACCAGGAGCCUCGCACACCCAGCGAGGAGAGCAGCCCGCUGGGCGGGGUGUGCGCGUUGCGGGACAGCGGUGGCAGUGGCAGUGGAGGAGGGAUGGGGACCGUGUGCGGCCGCGAGGAGCUGACCAGUCGGCUCGGACUGGAGGCCGUGCAGCGUCUGGCCAAGGACGGCUGUCGGCUGCUGCAGAACCACAACUACCGGCUGCCUGAUAGAAACCAGGCGGAGGCGUUGGGGAGGGUUUGCCUGAAGGAGAGAGGACGGGACGUGUUGGUGUUGCAAAGAGUGACAUCAUCAGUGACGUCGCCGUCAGAACGGCCCUCACCCACAUCUUCAGGGGGCGGGUCCAGAGAGGAGGACUGCGACAAGAGGUAUGUGGUGGUGUCGGGAACGCCGCUCAAGAUCUUGGAGCAUCUGCUAAGCGACCUGCGGUUGGAUGACCAAAGAGGGGCACCAGAGAGCAGGGAGAGCGAAAUGCUGCUGGAUGACUUCCUGUUGACCUACCUGGUGUUCAUGUCCACCCAUGACCUUUGUCAGGCUCUGCUGGGACACUAUAGCAGCGCCCGCUGCAGGGGCCAGGAGGAGGGCAAGGACGCCCUCUUCAGGAAGCGUAAGGUACUGCAGCUGGUCUCCCACUGGAGCAGACUCUACAAGGACUUCCUCAAAGAGGAGGAGCACGUCAGGAGCUUCAUGAAGACUCUCUACAGGUGUGUGUUAGAAGAUCUGUAUGAGUUCCCUACUCUGGAGAAAGACCUGAAGGAGUUUCAGAAGCUUCUACGUCGCAGACACACAGUGGAUGACUGCCCUCCAAACCAAAAGAGUAAACAAAUGUAUCAGCAGUUGAGUUUGAAGGAAAACUGUUUGCAACUCCGAAGUCCGCAGUCUGAGACUAGAGAGGUUAUUUGUUGCGUGUACGUGAGCGCCGACUCCUACCUGAGUGUCCACACACACCCCUCGCUGGAGGCUCACGAGCUGCUAAGGAUUGUGAGUCUGAAGAUGGACAGAGCAGAGGAAGACAUGAUCCUUGCUGUAGUCUCGCACACUGGAGAGCGGAGGGUGCUACAGCCCAGUGAUUGUGUGUAUUCAGAGUCUCUGACCCCACAGGGGAAGCUUGUAGCCUGUCGCAGGGACCUCACAGAGAUCUUGCCUCCCUUAACAGACAGUGCUGAGCUAAGCAAGAGGCCAGUGCGACUUUUAGGAAUCAACACCUGGGACGUGGCAGCUGCUCUCACACACUUGGACUGGAGCCUCUUCAAAUCCAUCCAUGAGCAGGAGCUGGUGUACUACACCCUCAGCCGUGCUCCUGGUACCGCCCACACAGCGGCGCUCUCAGUCCUCCUCCAGCGCUGUAACGAGGUGCAGCAGUGGGUCAUGUCCGAGGUGCUCAUGUGUGUAUCGCUCAACAAGAGAGUGCAGUUGCUCAAGAAGUUUAUCAAGAUUGCAGCUCAUUGCAAAGCUCAAAGGAAUUUGAACUCUGCAUUUGCCAUCAUCAUGGGUCUCAACACAGCAGCUGUGAGUCGACUCAACCAAACCUGGGAGAAAUGUCCGGGGAAGUUCAAGAAGCUCUUUUCAGAGUUGGAGCUCAUCACGGAUCCAUCUCUUAACCACAAAGCCUACAGAGAAGCCUUCAAGAGAAUGAAACCUCCCAAGAUCCCUUUCAUGCCUCUUCUCCUGAAAGAUAUUACCUUUAUCCAUGAGGGAAACAAGACCUUUCAUGACAACCUGGUCAACUUUGAGAAGCUGCAUAUGAUCGCAGACACGGUUCGAAUGAUUCGCCACUGCCAAAGUGACCAACCAGGCAACGAGGUGAUCGGGGUCGACAGUGCGGACGUGAGGGCGAGCGUUCACUACCUGCACAUUAUCGACAAUCAGCAGACGCUUUUCGAAUUGUCACACAAACUGGAGCCACGCGCCUGAACAGGCACACACACAGGCGUGCCCUCAUACACACAGACACAAAGACACUGGACACAAUGCAAUGGGAAACGCUAGCACUGAGUGUGUGUGCUGUGUAGGACGAAAAAUGUCACGCACACACACUCACACAUACACACUGCAACAAAAUCUCACUACCAGCAGUGGUGCCAAGCGGAAAAUAAGGUGCCAUGUUUUCUGACAAAACCCACAUAAACACGGAGCUCAACUCAGCCUCCGCCACAGCAGUUCACAUGUGUUCUCUAAAGGCUUUAUGACAUUAAACGUGUGCUUAUAAAGGAUUUAUAAACUCUGUACAGACUCUGUGAACUGAAAGGAAGAGAUUCAGCACAGCAAGGCAGAGAUUUGCCAAACUGAGAAAGAGAGAAGAGGAGGAUGUAAUUAGUUUGUACAGUAUCUAUUGGACUGAAUAUACCCUUGUUUUUGUUCUUGUGAUGAGCUUUUGGUUAUUUAUGAGCCUGUUCAGCAGGUGGAAUGUUUCCUUUAUUUCUGUCAAAGUCUCGUCGCCCCACUGGAGGUCAACAAGGACUUGAUAGCCUCUUCAUCAUUUCAAUUACAAACACAAAAACAUCUAUAGAGGAGUUAGAGGUGUUUAUAACCUGACGGCCAUAAUCUGCCCCAUCAAUGGUCUCAUUUUAUUUCAUCUACAUAUCUGCCUCGUGACGCAUGUAUAUCCAAGAUACAUGCCAUAGUUAUUUAGGUGUAUAAUGUAAAGCUUGUUUUGGUUAUCGUGUGGUAGCAUAUUAUAUAACGCAAGCAGCAACCGGUGCAACAUUUCAACAUGCCUAUGACACCUUUUUACCUUUUGUCACUGGAGCUCUGUCUUUUAAGUAAAAAUGUACAGCCCCAGCGAGUGAAAAAAGGUGCAACAUUAACAGUGUUUUGGACCUGGCAUGUGAAGGAAGAAGUGUGAGAGGUUUUUACUGACUGACGAUUAAAACACUCGAGCUGUCCUGAAUGUGCCAGAGUUCAAUAAUGAAUAGUGACUGGUUAUCAGUUCUCCUUGUUUUCCCUGUUUUCAUGUUAGUCCUGGUUGACUUUUAGCCAAACACUCAUCAUGCACUCCUCUCACUGAACUGUGAUGUUUUUGUGUGAUAAGAUAUAAUUUUACAUUGUAUAUAAUAUGGACCUAUACAUUUUUUCAGUGCCAAAUGUUACAUUGAGUCCUGCAGCAUAGAUGUACUGUAGAGCUCUUGGUUUAUUUAGGAAUCAGUGUGUUUUUUUUUAUUUUUAAUAACAUAAUUUGAUUUCCUUCAAAGAGCCCUGGGAUGAUAUCUGGUCCUUGAUCAUGUAAUGCAGAUCUGACUCCUCUCAGAGGUGCUUUCUGACAUUCUUAUGACUGACUUCAAGGUGUGUGCGUGUGCGUGUGCGUGUGUGUGUGUGUGUGCGUGUGUGUGUGUGUGUGUGUGUGUGUGUGUGUGAGUGAGUGAGUGAGUGAGAGAGAGAGAGAGAUGGCAUCCCACUCACCUCGGGUUGCUAUGGAAACACAGUCCCAUCAUAGAGGGUUAUUUUUUUCUUUAUUUUUCAACCCUUGAAGUAUAUUGUGUUAACAAAGAUAGCACUGCACAACAGAACUUUGUUAAAUAGCUUUAUUCAACAAAAUCAUGUUCAUGAGGAGAUUUUGACAUUGACACUGACUGAAAAGAUGAGAAGUGGUCUUAUGUGCACAAAGAUUUCACUGUCAACAACACAGGGUUUGGACAGAAUAAUUGAAGCACUAUUGCAAGACUGUCUGGCAGGAGUUAUAUAGUUUAAGUUGACAUAUUACAAAUAGAAAGACUUGGUUAAUUACAGUUAUCACUAGAACAUUGAUUCUGAUCAUUUGAGCUGUCCCACUACAUGUUUGCAAGGAAAACCUAUCCUUUCUGUAUCUGAUCAAUUUUCAAAUAUGGAUAAAAUCUUCCUGUUUGCUAUUCAAAUCACUGAGGAUCCUUCAGUUUGUCUUUUUGAUAAUAAAAUGAUCACUCUGACUGUUAACAUCAGGGAAGAAGUGCAGCAUGGGAUGAAGGGAAUCUCUCAAAAAUUAUAUACCAUUGAUGAUGCAUACAAAUUAAGACGAGACAACCAGAACCAGCAGCAUUUUUCACAUCUGGCAGAUGUUAUUAGUGUUUGUAUUAAUUUGUCCUCGCCCUGUGUUUGUUUAUGCACAACAAUUCACUUCAAUGGUACAUUUCUGCUGAGUAGAUGGUGAGAUUCCUAAAUGGUAUGUAGCGAUGCAUGUCUGGCAUUGUUUGAAAAGUUAUAAAGCAUGGGUGGGGUUAAAGUGCAAUACAGUAGAAAUGUUUUUGCCACAAGUGUUCAUCAUUGUUGUCGUCAUCAUUUCAACACUAAGCCUUUCAGAGCACAGAGCUGCAAAGAUUUUAGUGCCAAAAGCAUCUUUGGUUCAUUACAAGACAAAAUCCAAAGAUGAUCUGAAGGUGAAGACACACUUUUAAAUAGAACUUAAGUGUUGUGUGAGCAGCUUGGUCCUUAUCUGUGAAUUAACACUUCCUGUGGAUUCUCUGACACUGAAUGUGGAGCCAGUCCUGCUGAGACUGUUACAGUAACCCAGGUGGAUUUUCCAGCUAAUUCAAAAGGUUAUUCAUAUUUACUAAUUUUAGAUAAACCAUCCAAGAUUAUGAGAGUAACAUUUAUGAAUUCUGGGAGUGGAUUUCUUUUUGAAGAUGCUUUUUGUGAAACCAAGUCAGUGAUCUUACGACUGCUAGUGCAGAUAAAUUAGAGUCAUGGUCUGUUCAUAUUCAGUGCCAUAGAAAGAUGUUGUGGAAGUCAUUUUUACUAUUAACCUGUACACGACGCACACAUGCACACACCUCUGCUUGAUGUGUUUAAAGAGCAGAACAAUUGUGCUAUUAUUUAUUGUAAUAUAUAGUUUAUUUAUGUAUUUCUGGGGUGACGACAUUUUUAGUUUAUGUGCCAUGUUCAGAGGUUCAACAAUGUGGAAGUGCAUAAUUCAGGAAGAUGUAAUGCUGGAAUGUAAAAGUACUUGUCGUUAUGUGUUGUGGCCACUUGAGGGCAGCAGGAGAGCAAGUUAGUGUGAUGAUGCUCAUCUCUCUCCUCUGGUGUCAAGUGCUGUAAUGGAGAGGAAACCAACAUGAGGGUGUAUUUAGUGUUUUUAUUGGUCCAUGUCAUGACUGUUUAAAGUUAUGUUUUCCUCAAAGCACUGUUGUUUAAAACCUGUUUGCAUGAUAAAACAGAAAACACAAAGUUCACAAUGCAAGAGAGGACGUUGAUGUUGAAGGCUUUGUACUAAUGUAAUAUUGUUAAUGUGUAAAUAUAUGCCCAUGUUUGGUAUGUUGUUAGUAUUUAUCUGUUGUAAAUGAGAAAAAAAGUCAACCACAAAGCAAUACGUCUCCCCUCGUGUCCCUUCAACCUUCUGACAGCUGAAGCCACAUGUCUUUUCUAAAGCUGCGUUUUACUAUGUCAAAAUUUUACCGAAAAUGAAUAAAUUAUAGGUUUUAUGUGA